Messenger RNA from Tigriopus californicus, 871 nucleotides. Its product is annotated as vesicle transport protein SFT2A-like. Bases 130 to 654 code for a protein of 174 amino acids. Gene Ontology annotation, cellular component: membrane. NCBI's taxonomy places the organism in Eukaryota, Metazoa, Arthropoda, Copepoda, Harpacticoida, Harpacticidae. Gene Ontology annotation, biological process: vesicle-mediated transport. The transcript has a single exon. The record is from RefSeq and is a predicted model, not a curated record.
UGCUUCGCCGCGUUUAAAUCAAAGUGAAAAACACCCAAUCUAUGAAUUUGGAGAGGAGUCACAGGAAGCGGUGAUGACUGGUUUCAAUCAGGUGUGAAAGGAACGCUCGAAGUGAUAGUUGAAAACACCAUGGAAAGCAUAAAAAAUAUGUUCGGGCAGUCUGGCAAUCCUCCUCACGAGCGGAUAGACGAAGCGGAUGCCAGUAGCCCGCCCAACGAGCGGGGGGUUAUUGCCGAAUCCUUGGAUGCUUCCUCCCUUUCGUGGUCCACACGGGUCCAAGGAUUUGCCGCCUGUUUUGUGAUCGGGCUUUUCAUCUCCAUCCUCGCCACGGUGAUGUUCUCCAUCACGUUGAAUCUGUUCACUUUCGGCGUUUUGUACACACUAGGGAACGUGGUGGCCAUUUGUUCCACUUUGUUCCUCAUGGGUCCGGUGAAUCAGGUUAAACGCAUGUUCAACAGUACCAGAUGGAUUGCAUCAUCAGUGAUGCUUUUGUGCCUGGUGUUAACCUUGGUGUCGGCCUUUGUGCUCAAGAAGAGAGCCAUGACUAUUAUGUUUUGUAUAUUCCAAUUCCUCGCCAUGACCUGGUAUGCCCUCUCUUACAUUCCCUAUGCUAGGGAUGCCAUCAAGCGGUUUGUGGAUUCGGUCAUUGGUUAAUGAGUGAAUGCGGUAUUUUUUAGCAAUCCCUUUCUUCAAAUUAGUGUUCUCCGUCCAACCCGUGAUCUUCAACAAGGGAUCCAUUCAUCUCUUUGUAAUCAAGAAAAACACCAAAUCAAGUGAACACUCCAACAAUCUGAUGGGUCGUGUCUUUGUCAGCGCUUUCAGCAUUUUCUAUUUAGCGUGUCUACAUGUAUACCUCAAUCUUUCACAGCCU